AUGCAAUUUAUGUUACUAUUUAGUCGUCAAGGUAAAUUGCGGUUACAAAAAUGGUAUGUAGCACAUCCAGAUAAACUCAAGAAAAAAAUAACACGGGAAUUAAUAACGACAAUACUUGCCCGAAAACCUAAAAUGUCUAGUUUUCUUGAAUGGAAGGAUGUUAAAGUUGUUUAUAAAAGAUAUGCAAGUUUGUACUUCUGCUGUGCUAUUGAACAAAAUGACAAUGAACUAUUAACAUUAGAAAUUAUCCACAGAUACGUCGAAUUGUUGGAUAAAUAUUUUGGAAGUGUAUGUGAAUUGGAUAUUAUUUUCAAUUUCGAAAAAGCCUAUUUCAUCCUAGACGAGCUGUUGGUCGGAGGUGAAAUACAGGAAACCAGUAAAAAAAAUGUAUUAAAGGCUAUAGCAGCACAGGAUUUACUGCAGGAGGAGGAAACACCUCAAGGAUUUUUCGAAGAUCAUGGACUCGGAUAAUUGA
This is a messenger RNA of Cotesia congregata, 475 nucleotides long. Lineage: Eukaryota; Metazoa; Arthropoda; Insecta; Hymenoptera; Braconidae. The record is from the annotation of a GenBank genome assembly.